AUGCUGUUCGCUCAGGUCUUCGUGAUUCUGGUGCUGAUCAGUUGUUGCCAAGCGGCGCUCAGGCCUCAACAGACACAGCUGCGAUCGACCUACGAGCGGGUGUUUGGCCGCAGAAAGCGUGCAAUUAUCUUUCCGCCAGGUUCGUUUUUUAAGUUCACUUGUAAUUUUAGCAAAAAUCUGCUCUCGGCCUAUCCGCGAGGUGUUAGCUUCACAUUGGAGGAGGCUGUCUAUUUUCCCAUUCCUGGCACCAGAGACGAUCUCUACCCAAAGCGUCUUCUGCCAAAGAAGACAACCACACCGCAACCGCUGACAAGCACCACUGCGACCUAUGUUUACAUACCCGGCACUGACUGGCGCUUCAAGGCUCAGGCAUUGCCAAAGCCAAAGUUUAGGCCGACAACAAAAACUCCAAAGACGCAGCGCAUCGAUCUCGGCGGCAAUACCAAUCCUCACAAAUGGCAGCAAUGGGCCAAGUAUGGCUCAAGCCAUAAUCAAAAGUGGCAAAGCAGUGCCGAUAUGCAACGCUGGCAAAUGAGCAACAAGCCCAAGUGGACAAAGUGGACCACACCUGCUCCCAGGUGGACAGCUGCAUGGACCAAUCAUUGGCGUAGACCCACUCGAAGAGCUAUUGCCGAAUCUCGACACUUUCAUGGUCAUCGCGAUCGAAGGCAGCUCUUCGAUCACUUCAGUGGCCUCAGUGCACGCUUUGGCUUCGAUGUCAAGUCCUGCAUAUUACGCACCAUAUGCGACUCUAAGCGCCUCCUGUUGCCACCAGGCUAUUCCAUGCUGCAGGAUAUGCUGCGCUUGGUGUUCACUAUGCCCCGACUAGAUGGACAGGACGAUGAUUACACACGCAUCAUGAGAAAGGAUGCCAAUGCUUGCGCGCAGGAGUUGAAAACUAAGUGCAAUAUGAGCUUCUUGAUUUGGCUGCUUAGCGGUAGAAUGGAUAAAAUAAAUGGGUUUCUUCAUUAA
Molecule: messenger RNA, 972 nt
Organism: Drosophila hydei
Lineage: Eukaryota; Metazoa; Arthropoda; Insecta; Diptera; Drosophilidae
Exons: 3
Coding region: 1-972 (323 amino acids)
Source: RefSeq, a predicted model, not a curated record